AUGGCAUCGCGUAGCUCCGUGGUGGCCCUGGGGCUCAGUUCCCAGCCCAGCUGCAGCACCCCACUGUCUGUGCAAAGAAAUUCCUUCCCUGGGCUGCACCUCCCUUCGCAGAGCUGCCUGCUCAGCCAAGACAGCUUCUUCAGGAGCUCCAACAGGAGUUUCUGUGGUACGAGUGAUGCUGUGGGUUCAGAACUGUUCGACUGCAGCUACUCCAUCCCUGACCCGCAGCUGAUCCGCAGGAUUGUGUCCCAGGUGGAGUUCUACCUCUCUGAUGAGAAUCUGGCCAAGGAUGCCUUCCUCCUGAAGCACGUCCAGAAGAACAAGUUGGGCUUUGUCAGCAUCAAACUGCUGACAUCCUUCAAGAAGGUGAAGUACCUCACCCGAGACUGGCGCCUCACGCUCUACGCCCUGCGCUUCUCCGAGCUGCUGGAAGUCAACCAGGAGGGCACCAAAGUGCGGCGUCGCAUCCCCAUCCCUGACUCCAUCCUCAACGUCCCUCCCACCAAACUCCUGCUGGCCUGGGACCCGCUGCCCCCAGAGCCGGGCACGCCUCCGCCGCUGCAGAGGAACUUCAUCGAAACCAUCACGCAGAUGUUCAGCCCCUUUGGAGCCAUCGCCUCCAUCCGCAUCCUCCGACCGGGCCGUAAGCUGCCCUCGGACAUGAGGAAAUACGCAGCGCGUUUCCCUGAGCUGCUGAGCCACUGCUGUGCGCUGGUGGAGUACGAGAGCCUGGAGAGCGCGCGCAGGGCCUGCGAGGAGCUGGGCCAGCCCUGCUCCCGUGGCAUCUGUGUGGUGAGGCUCUCGGGGAAGGGAUCCAAGAAGAGGAGCGGGGCUGAGCAGGAGGAGCUGGUGGAGGCGCGAGCCGAAGCCUUUCCCUGCGCUGUUGGGGAUUCGCUGUUCUGCAGCUCCUCGGAGUCGGAUGUGGCCUCACCGCAGCUCCUCUCGGCACACGCUUGGCCCCAUGGCCACAGCUUCCAGCCCAGCUCCUUCAGCAGCACCUUCUCUGGGUCGCUCCUGGCCAGCAUGGCCUUCCCUCCGCUCACUGCAGAGCUGGGUUUCAGCCUCAGUGCCACCCCCAAGAGCCCCGAUUUGGGCUGGGGGAGCACGUGGGCCCCGUGGCACAGCAGCAAUGCCCACAGCCCCUCUGUGGAUGCCACCUCCCCUCCCAGAGCCCCCCUGGCUGUGAAGCCCAAAUCCUGUGUGCUGCGCCUGCCCCACGGGCCCGAUGGCACCAAAGGCUUCUACAACAGCAUUGGGAGAGGGAAGUUUGUCCUCGAGCACUAA
This is a messenger RNA of Centrocercus urophasianus (Greater sage-grouse), 1284 nucleotides long. Its product is annotated as la-related protein 6-like. Gene Ontology annotation, molecular function: mRNA binding. The transcript is spliced from 3 exons. Gene Ontology annotation, biological process: RNA processing. Lineage: Eukaryota; Metazoa; Chordata; Aves; Galliformes; Phasianidae. The record is from RefSeq and is a predicted model, not a curated record. The coding region runs from base 1 to 1284 and encodes 427 amino acids. Gene Ontology annotation, cellular component: nucleus.